CAGCAAACCUCUCGGGCUCCUUGGAGGCUUGAACAAACAGAAGCACUCUCACCACUUUACAGUUUCCAUGUCAUCCAGAGAGGGCAAACCACCCUGCUCCAUUUUUCUUUUUUUUUAAAUUGAGGUGUGUCCUGGUUUAACCAUUAACCUCAGACUUAAUCCAAUGAAGUUUCUCCGCUGACCUCCUCAAAUCACUGAUCUCUGGGAUUCUCACUUGAGCCUUUGCAACAUUUUAUUUCAUUUUGCGUCUUGUUCUUUGGGGGAAAUGUUGGAAAAGAUCUUCGUCCUGCUCUGUUUGUCAUCUGCAUUGGCGAAAGAGCUGUGCAAACCAGAUAAAAUAAUUGCCAACCAAGUGCGACUCAGCAUCAAAACCGCUCUGGGAGAUGAAGCCUACGACUGGAACAACAGCGAAAUGUACUUUUUCCGAGCAACUCUGGCUUUUGCCAUGAGUAACUACUUCAACGGCCAGCAAUUUGAGGUGUCGAACAUCCUUGUAUGCAAUGAGACCGUCAGGGUGUCCUUUUGGUUCGUGGUGACGUCACUGCAGGACCCCACGAGCCUUAUUCCUAAAGGAGAAGUGGAUGAGGCCGUGAGAAAAUCCAGAAACCGCAUUAACAGUGCGUUUCUUCUGACUGAUAAAACUCUGGAGUUCAUCAGCAUCCCUCCAACCCUGGCAGCACCAGUCAGCCCCGCCACCCCUCCGUGGCUCAUCGCAUUCGGGGUGGUCAUGGGCGCCGUGGGGGCUGGCAUCAUCUUCCUGCUUGUGUCGUCUCUGGUCCAAAAGAAACGCAAAAAGAACAAAGAAAGUGGUGAUGAUGAUGAGGAGGAGGACGGUGAAGAAGACACACGGGUGAAAACGGCGGAAAACAGCGCUGCAAAUGAGGGUGUUUACAACAUGUCAUUCUCAGAUGACGAGCGAUUCACACAGAUGUAAAAUUAAAAAAAAAAAAAAAAAACUCUUCCAUAUCUGCAAAAAAGUUAUUAAGCUGCUCCGGUGGGGUUUAUGUUGCACUGCAAUAUUCAAUCUGCAAAAUUAUUUUAAAGCUGUAAUCCAUCUUUUAAAUGAUUUAAUACAUUUUAAAGUUUUUUUUCCUUUGAGAAGUUAUUUUCUAAACAUUUUUAGAGUCUCAUUACCUGCUGCCUUAAAAAGAAACAAGCAUUUCCAUCUUCUGUGUUGAGGGCUGAUAAACUGAAGAUCCCACAUACAUGUGGAUGUUCUGCAAAGCUUACAUCUGUUUUCUGCUCUUAGAAAAAAAAUCUGGUAACUAUACUAACAGUUGAAUCUACUGCAUAUAUUUCUUUUUAAUUUUUCCAAAUUUGAAUUUAGCAAACAGAAAGAGAUGGAAACCAGGAAGAAAACUGGUCCUACUUAGACAAGGGCUCAUUUCCAGCACACUAUGGGUGCAUGUAGAACUAGAAUUUAUGUCAAAUUCUGCUUUUGUAAGCCUUACCAUGAUACAGAAUAUACAUAUAUCUAGAUGUAUAUAUACAAGGGUGUUAGUUAUGUUUUAACAUUGGGGGAACACACGAAAAAACAUGAAAUAAAACUGCUUUGUCAGUUGACAUCGACGCACAGAUAUGUACAUGCACAUGUGAUAUGCACUGGACCGCAGCAGUUUUUGACGCAACAGGCAACAACCCAACUCAUCACAUAUCGUGUCUUUGUCAGUGGACGUUGGCGUCAGAUCCAGACGCACAGGGGCAGUUUUGGCAGUGCGCCGAAGCAAAUUGGCUUAAUUCCUUUGAAAAAAUAAAACGGAAGAAGACAAUGAGCAAUGAAAGAUUAAA
Plectropomus leopardus (leopard coralgrouper) is the source of this 1788-nucleotide messenger RNA. It is a transcript of the gene cltrn, whose product is annotated as collectrin, amino acid transport regulator. Gene Ontology annotation, biological process: positive regulation of amino acid transport. NCBI's taxonomy places the organism in Eukaryota, Metazoa, Chordata, Actinopteri, Perciformes, Serranidae. Gene Ontology annotation, cellular component: plasma membrane; extracellular exosome. The record is from RefSeq and is a predicted model, not a curated record.